AACCAAAUUUAAGCAGCAAGCAGUUUACUGAAACUCCGAAAGAAUUUAGCAACAAAUUUAUCUCUAACAAGCCUCGAUCCGAAGUGGAAUUUCUGGUUAUCGAAAAAACCGGCAAAUUGUGGCCAUACCAUGGAGGCAAAAAGGCACUGAGUGCCAGCACCCUUACUAGAAUUUUGCGAGAAAUAGAAUACGAAGAAAUUCCUGAAUAUAUUCUUCUCAGAGCUGCUGAAAGAGGAAAAAAUUUUCACGAUGCGGUUCAAGCAUUUGUGCAAAGCGGCAAUUAUCCCUCCUUUGUUGAUUUAGUCGAAGUUGCCAAAUUAAAUAAAUUAGACAAAAGAAUUCACGAGACAAUUAAUUUUUUUAAGAAGAAUAAAUCACUAAAAUUGGGGCAUUUUUUAGGUAGCGAAAAACUUCAUCAUGUUUUUUACAAAGACGAAUUAUUAGCCACUUAUGUUGAUUUAGAAUUUCAAGAUUAUAUUAUUGAGUUGAAAACUAGGGUAAUCUUUGACGAAUUUCAAAUAACUCCCCAGGCUCUCAAAAUAUUGGAUAUGUUGGUAGAAUUGGUUAAUAACGGAGCUGGUUAUUCAAUUCAAAUGAAAAAGGCGAUUAUCCAAAAAAUAUUAAAUAGCCGAAUUAUGAAAAAAAAUGAAAAAUCAUUAGUUGGCAAAGCCUACUAUUUUUGCGAUUUAAAAAGAAUUAUCAGCAAAAUAUAUCCCAAUUAUGCUAUCCAAAUUACUAAUAAAGAAGGAUUACAAGUGCUAACAAAUAUUCAAGUUGAUAGAAAAAAUCCCAUGCCGCUUGAUAAAAUAUUCCAAUGCGAGGUCCGAGAAGGAGAAAAAGUUAACCAAAAAACCACUCUUUUUAUCGUUUAUUUGGAAGAACAAGUUAUUAGUAUUUCAGUCUAUAUUCCCUGA
Racocetra fulgida is the source of this 914-nucleotide messenger RNA. NCBI's taxonomy places the organism in Eukaryota, Fungi, Glomeromycota, Glomeromycetes, Diversisporales, Gigasporaceae. The record is from the annotation of a GenBank genome assembly.